AAUUGACAGAAAGCGUGUCCGCCAUUUUGUUGCGCCUCAGAAAUUAACAAAAUUUUCUAUUUUUAUGGUGCAACUUUACAAAAUUCGUGUUUUAUUGACUGAAUUGUUGUUGGUAGUGCAAUUAUGAUGACUACGUUUCAACAAGAGCGGUUAGUAUUAAACGGAGGGACAAAUAUACCAGAACCCAUGAACACUCCAGAAGAGUCAGAACCCGAGCCUCCGGCCCCGGGUACCGAGGACCCGCCUCCGAAGAUUCCAAAACUUGAUAAUGGAUCACAAAAAGCUAGUUUAACUUAUGAUCUUAAACAGAUUGGAGAAGUUGUCACAGGACCAGGAGCUAGGAGUAAUACGAUUGCGGGGAUCCUCGGUGGCGCCCUCCCAAAACUAACAUCAGAUCAGAGCGACAAGGUCAGCAAAGCGAAAAAGUAUGCUAUGGAACAGAGUAUAAGGAUGGUACUUAUGAAACAGACCCUGGCUCAUCAGCAACAGCAAAUGGCUAGUCAGAGGACUCAGGUCCAGCGUCAGCAGGCUCUCGCCCUUAUGUGCAGGGUAUACGUUGGAAGCAUCAGUUUUGAACUCAAGGAGGAUACAAUUAGGCAGUCCUUUUUACCAUUUGGACCAAUAAAAUCCAUCAAUAUGUCAUGGGAUCCAGUCACACAAAAACACAAAGGAUUUGCAUUUGUUGAAUAUGAGAUACCAGAAGCGGCUCAAUUAGCAUUAGAACAAAUGAACGGAGUUAUGAUAGGUGGACGUAAUAUUAAAGUCGUUGGACGGCCUAGCAAUAUGCCCCAAGCUCAAGCCGUCAUUGACGAAAUACAAGAAGAAGCAAAACAGUAUAACCGCAUUUAUGUCGCCUCCAUACAUCCAGAUUUGACAGAAGAGGACAUUAAAAGCGUAUUUGAGGCAUUCGGUCCCAUCAUAUACUGUAAACUUGCGCAGGGAAGCUCCGGUCACAAACACAAAGGCUACGGUUUUAUCGAGUACGAGACAGCACAGUCGGCGAACGAAGCGAUCGCGAGCAUGAAUUUGUUCGAUCUUGGGGGCCAGUAUUUGCGUGUUGGAAGGGCCAUAACUCCCCCGAAUGCUCUCCUAGGCCCUUCAUCCGGUUCCAGUGUGAUGCCAACGGCGGCGGCGGUGGCCGCAGCCGCCGCCACUGCCAAAAUCCAAGCCAUGGACGCGGUGGCAAGCAAUGCUGCUGCGUUGGGUUUCUCCAAGUUGAGUCAACCGGUGGUAGCGGCUGCGCCACCACCUCCGGUGAUUCCGGCCGUAAUUCCGCCUCCAGGGCUGGCCAUACCGCAAGUGCUUCCGGAUAAUACAAUUCAGCCGACGAUAGUGCCGGUAGUCACGGUGCCCCCAGUGAUUGCCCCUCCGACGGUUGUGACCCCUACGUUGGCUCAGCCGGCAGUGCCUGCGAGGAAUAGUUCAGAGGAAGCGCUGAAAAGGGCGCAGGAAGCGCAAAUUAAACAACAGGAGGAGUUACAGAAGAAGUUGUUGGAUCAGAAUGAGCCGCAGACGUUGCAGCAACAGGAGAAUAUGAGUAUAAAGGGACAAAAUGCUAGGCAUUUUGUUAUGCAGAAGUUGAUGAGGAAGGUCGAUUCGAAAGUAGUAAUUUUGAGGAAUAUGGUGGGGCCGGAAGAUGUGGAUGAGACGUUGCAAGAGGAGAUUCAAGAGGAAUGCAGUAAAUAUGGGACUGUCGAGAGGGUGAUUAUUUAUAAUGAGAAACAAUCAGAAGAAGAUGAUGCGUCCGAUGUCGUGGUUAAAAUUUUUGUAGAGUUUUCGGAGACACCCGAAGCGGAGAAUGCCAGAGAUGCACUUAAUGGGAGGUAUUUCGGAGGAAGAAUGUUAAAAAUCAAAAUGUCUUUCUUCAACAAUAUUAAAAAAGUGCUUCAUUUCGGUGGUAACGAUGCGAAAAAGAAAAAAGUGUUCAAUAACGUGCGUAUGGAAUGCGACCCCGAGGAGUUUUGGGACAUGAUAGGGGAGUUGGGCGAUGGGGCUUACGGCAAAGUCUACAAAGCCCAACAUAAACAUACGGGACAGUUGGCCGCAGCGAAAAUGUGCCGACUUGAUGGAGAAGACGAUCUUUCUGAUUUCAUGAUAGAAAUUGAUAUUUUAACUGAGUGUAAACAUCCAAAUAUUGUCGAGUUGCACGAGGCUUUUCAGAAAGACCAGCAACUCUGGAUGUUAAUUGAAUACUGUGAUGGUGGGGCCUUAGAUAGUAUUAUGACUGAAUUAGAAAAACCUCUAACUGAAUUACAAAUUGCUUAUGUGUGCCAAAAUAUGUGCAAGGGAUUACAGUUCUUGCACAGAAAUCACGUUAUACACAGGGACUUGAAAGCGGGGAAUGUGCUGCUGACCAUGGAAGGAGGGGUCAAAUUGGCCGACUUCGGAGUAUCCGCUAAAAAUAAAAGUACGAUGCAAAAACACGACACGUUUAUCGGAACGCCAUAUUGGAUGGCCCCCGAAGUGGUCCUUUGCGAGACUUUCCGCGACAAUCCGUACGAUUUCAAAGUGGACGUGUGGUCCAUGGGCAUAACCCUCAUCGAGUUCGCCCAGAUGGAGCCGCCCAACCACGAAAUGUCUCCCAUGAGGGUAUUACUCAAAAUCCAGAAAUCCGAUCCGCCGAAAUUAGAACAGCCGUCGAAAUGGUCGAAGGAGUUUAACGAUUUCGUAUCAAAUUGUCUGGUCAAGGAUCCACAAAGGAGACCCACGUGCGAUGAGUUGUUGAAGCAUCCAUUUAUUAAUUGUACGUUAGACUCGAAACCUAUCAGGGAUUUGUUGUUGGAGUAUAAGGCGGAGGUCGUCGAAGAAGAAUUGACAGAUGAUGAUCCUGAGGACAACCGCACUUCUCAUGUUCCUCUGGAUAUCGAAGAUGACUCCACUUCUGUAAAGAGCAGCGAAGUUGACAAUAAAGUAAAUGACCUAGAAUCUCCCGUUAUUAUUGUAGAAGAAGAAAAUGCUAAAGAUUUGACAGCUUCGACGCCAAGCAAUGUUCAAGCCGACAAAAAACCGCUGGAGAAGAAAGACGAAGUCCAGAGGAAAACCUCUCGAGAUAAAGGCAAAGCACCUCUUCCUCCCAUUCAACCUCAACCAAGUUCGUCAAACGAAAAACCUCCAGCACCAGCUAUACCUGUCGCUAUUCCCAAUCUACCAACGCCUCCAUCUUCGCCCAUUACACCUCCAGCAACUCCACCAAGUUCUAGUCCAGUUCAUCCAGGUAGCGAGCCCGAAAAACCAGAAAAAAAUACAGACAACGUCGAUAAUAUUAAAGAAGUAUUAGAAAAACAACUGAAAAAGAGACAAUCUGAAGGUGACGUAGCGAGUGACGCUGUUACAGUCAGCGCACCUGCGACAUCUGAAGACAGUGUUAAUAACUUUGUCGUGGUUUCCUCACAAUCCGAACGAAAUAAACUAAACACUUCCACUAUUACCAUCAAUUCUGAUCUUCCUGAUCCCUCAAACAGUCUAGCGUCGAAUAUAAGUCAGGUAACUGUAGUAACGACACAUCCGCCCGUCAUUAUCGACAAUACUCAGUGCGUGUCACGAUCUUCAACUUCUCCCAGUAAUAGUACAAACGAAGUCGUGAUAGUCGCGAAUGAAACGAACAAAACACACGUAGAAUCAUCUGAUGAAGAAUGUUACCCAAGUUUGGAUUCUUUGGAGUAUCCUCCACCUAAUGAAUUCCGCGAUAGACCCCUCAAAGCGAAAAAAUUAGACGAGAGCGAGGUCUUAAUCGUCGACUCGAGUUAUGUUAUAAACGAUUCGGGUCUGGACGUAUCCGACGACAAUUCCCGACUUUUGGAUACUAGUCACGUGUCUGUUGUAAAAAUCGACGAAGAGAAAGUCCAAGUCAAAGAUUCGACAUCAUAUCUUGACAAGUCGGGCGAUAAUUUCCGAAGUUCAACGAGUGAUUUAUCGAACGCUUCUUCAUGUAAAACCGGAAGUAGUGAUGAGGUUCGUGGAACUUCUAUAACGCUCGACGGACCUCCAAACGAAGUUAAAGCAAAAAUGAAUGGACAAGUUGUUUUAAAUGGGAAAGGAUUCGACAAUUACGAAUCUGCGUUAUCUGAUAGGUCACAUAGUGACUGUGGAUCGGUUCGGAGUAACGAUUCGCAUAGAAGACCGGUUUCGGCCAAAAGUAUCGAACAUUCAGACAUUGAAAGUAUUUCAAUAGCUAGUCACGAAAGUCGGGGAAGUACCGGAAAAGAACCUAAAAAUGACCGACUAUCGGAAUUAGAUGAAAACGAUGAUGGGGUAGUCUUGAGGAAAAAAGCCCAAAAAACAAAACGGACGUCUAUAGCAAUCGCCAAUCGCAAGACCCGGAAAAGGACAAGGAAAUUUAUUAUAGAUGGCGUUGUUAUAACUACCACAACAAGCAAAGUGAUUUGUCCCGAUGAAGACAAUUACAAUUUAGCAGAUUUGCACAACGACAGGAAACAGGAAUUACGCGAAUUGAAAUAUUUGCAAAAACAAGAACAGAAACAAUUCCAGGAUCUGGCGAUGAAGGAGAAUUUAACAUUGGAACAACAAGAGAAAAAGUUCGAACAAGAACGAGCGAAUCUCGAACGAACGUAUGAAAAUGAUUUAGAAAUGUUGAGUCGUCAACAGAGGAUGCAAAUCGAAAAAGCUGAAGCUCAUCAAGAUGCCGAAUUGCGAGCAAUGUCGAAGAAAAUUCGAGGGGAGCAAGAACGCGAAUUGAAGCUUUUCCGAGACGGCCUUAAGCAAGAAUUGAGAUUACUCAAGGCAGAAAUUGAUUUGUUACCGAAAGAGCGUCGCAAGGCCGAGUUUAAGCUCCGAAAGGAGAAAAUGGACAUCGAUCACCUCGAGCGCGAAAAGGCCUUUUUGGAGAAACUAAACGAGAAUCAUGAGAGUUCGUUGAGACGACUCAGUGAUUCGCAUCGUGAGAAAAUCGCGUUGAUGGAAAGACAGUUUUUGCAACAGAAGCAGCAGUUGACAAGAACACGUGAAGCGGCGCUUUGGGAGAUUGAAGAAAGACAGAUUCAUGAAAAGCAUCAGUUAAUGAAGAGACAGAUUAAAGAGAUAUUUAUUUUGCAAAGGCAUCAGAUGUUGACGAGGCAUGAGAAGGAGAAGGAGCAGAUUAAGAGAAGAGCGGCGAGGAAGGAGGAGGAGUUGUUGAAGAAACAAGCAGCGGAAAAGAGGUCGCUACCGAAGAGGAUCAGGGCGGAGAUGAAGGCGAGAGAGUUGAUGUUCAGGGAGUCGAUGAGGAUAUCGAUUUCGGGAACGAACGAUCCGGAAGCGGAAAAGAAUAAGUUCAAAGAGUUUCAAGAAAAGGAGAAAAAACGCUACCAAGCCGAACAACAACGCUUUGAACUAAAACACCAACGUCAACUCGAAGAACUCCGCGCGAUGAGCGAUGCCACUAUCAAAGAACUCGAACAACUCCAGAAUGAAAAACGUAAAAUGCUCCUAGAGCACGAAACGAUGAAACUUAAGCAACGCGAAGAAGCUUUCAGCCGAGAAUUAAAAGAAUGGAAAGCUCAACUCAAACCGCGAAAACAGAAAUUGGAAGAGGCGUUUGCUCAGCAGUUGGAAGAACAGGAAAGAGUUUAUGGACCGAUCAGCACUCCCCUGGCGUUGCCACCAGAUUUGCCCGAUUUGAGUCAGGAGAGUUGCAAGAUCGGUAUGGGGUCAACAAGGAGCAGUUUAUCGUCGGUUUCAGAAGGAUAGAAAGCUUGUAGAAACAUUAUACUCCAAAAUGUGCCUCUGUAGAUCCAGAGCAAGCAUUUACCUUAACUCGUGUAUAUAUUUAUUACACAGACUGAAUAAUCAUAAUUAAGAAAAUCUAUGAAACAAACAAUUUUUCAUUUUUUGUUUGUCUUUUCUAAGAUUUAAAUGAAAUUGAGGUGACCUGAUAAGCUACUUAAAUUUUGAAAGUCUAAAGGGAGAAUUUUUGUUUCAGGUUAUUUACUGAAAAUAAAAAAUCAACUAUUGUUAGCUUGCUUGCUAAAAACUAGAUUAGUUUUACGUCGAUCCUUUUUAUUAAAUUAAGAUUAGAGGUGAUUGAGGAUUUAAAAAUCGUGUGCAUUUAUUAAAAAACCAGACUGACAGGUUACACUUGUUAUUUUGUGAAGUGUUUAAGUUAGAUUGUACUAAUAGUUCAAAAAAUUGUUAUAUCAUGUUCGUAAGUAUAUUUUAAGCGAGUUUUCUUUGUAUUGAGAUAUUAAUCUAACAAUAAAUACUAAAUAAUUAUUAUUUAUCAUAAUAGAUGAUUGUAUUGGGAUUGUUUUUUGUUUACGCUUGCACUACUCCAGUCUGAUGUAUAAAUAUUAUUAUUAGUCCAUGUUAUUUAAAUACUGAAAUUUUUAUCUGCUGUAUUCUAAGGUGUACAUAAAAAUUCCAUCUAACUUAAGUUUAUUAGGACAGUGUGAUAAGAUUUUUAUCGUCUUUUUAGUUCGUUACUAACGUUUGCCACUAUCAUACUGUUCUGUAUUAUUAUAAUGUACAGUCAGUGUAUUUUAUUUUUAUGUGCAUAUUAUUUACCAGUAACUAUUCAAAUAAAUAAUUUAAAUAGAACUUCAUUUCUUACUUCG
Messenger RNA from Tribolium madens (black flour beetle), 6548 nucleotides. Its product is annotated as STE20-like serine/threonine-protein kinase. Lineage: Eukaryota; Metazoa; Arthropoda; Insecta; Coleoptera; Tenebrionidae. The coding region runs from base 124 to 5685 and encodes 1853 amino acids. Gene Ontology annotation, molecular function: RNA binding; ATP binding; protein serine/threonine kinase activity. Gene Ontology annotation, biological process: protein phosphorylation; regulation of alternative mRNA splicing, via spliceosome. The transcript is spliced from 16 exons. The record is from RefSeq and is a predicted model, not a curated record.